This is a messenger RNA of Chiroxiphia lanceolata (lance-tailed manakin), 396 nucleotides long. Its product is annotated as group IIE secretory phospholipase A2-like. Gene Ontology annotation, molecular function: calcium ion binding; phospholipid binding. Lineage: Eukaryota; Metazoa; Chordata; Aves; Passeriformes; Pipridae. Gene Ontology annotation, biological process: lipid catabolic process; arachidonate secretion; phospholipid metabolic process. The record is from RefSeq and is a predicted model, not a curated record.
UCUCCAGUUGUAGGACUGGCCCUCGCCAGCUGCAACGUGCUCCAGUUUGGAGUGAUGAUUAAGCACAAGACCGGGAAAUCUCUGCUGUCUUACAAUGGUUACGGGCUUGGGGGAUCCAAAAAGCCCCUGGAUGCCACCGACAGGUGCUGCCAUGCCCACAAUUGCUGCUAUAAGAAGUUGGCUCCCUCACACUGCAGUCCCAAAGUGGUCACCUACAAAUACUUCCUCCAGGGAAGUCAAAUAACCUGCGGAACCAGGAACCAGUGCCAAACAGCGACCUGUGCAUGCGACAAGAAGGCAGCUGAGUGUUUCCAGAGGGCAGCUGGGACCUACCACAAUUCUUACAAGAAUUAUCCCAACUUUAAGUGCAAGGGCCGAGCACCCUCCUGCUAAACA